This is a messenger RNA of Sphaeroforma arctica JP610, 1593 nucleotides long. Its product is annotated as glucosamine-6-phosphate isomerase. Gene Ontology annotation, biological process: D-glucosamine catabolic process; N-acetylneuraminate catabolic process; N-acetylglucosamine catabolic process. Lineage: Eukaryota; Ichthyosporea; Ichthyophonida. Gene Ontology annotation, cellular component: cytoplasm. Gene Ontology annotation, molecular function: glucosamine-6-phosphate deaminase activity; identical protein binding. The transcript has 2 exons. Bases 144 to 956 code for a protein of 270 amino acids. The record is from RefSeq and is a predicted model, not a curated record.
CUAUGCUUUUAAGAUGUUAAACAAAUGUACAGCACCAAAGUCGCGACUGUGUACUGCUAUGUAAAUAAACAAGAUUGCCGAUGCCAACUUUCACUUUUUGAUCCAAACAUAACUUUACUAAAUUGGAUUACACCAGACCAAAUAUGUUUUUGUUUAUUGAAGAGAACGCGGAACAGGUAGCAACGUACGCCGCCAACUACAUCAAGAAGCGCAUUAAUGACUACAACCCUGGACCAGAUAACUAUUUUAUCAUCGGUCUACCCACAGGAGGCACUCCCAUCCAAACAUACCAGAAGUUGAUCGAGUUCGUUAAAGCAGGCGAACUAUCCUUCAAGUAUGUCAAGAGUUUCAACAUGGACGAGUACGUUGGGUUGGAGGAGGACCACCCACAAUCAUACCACACAUUCAUGAGGGAGAACUUGUUCCAACACAUUGACAUCGACUUAGCCAACACGAACCUUCUCAAUGGAAACGCACCUGACCUCACAGCCGAGUGCCGAAGGUACGAGGAGAGGAUCUUGGCGGAGGGUGGCAUCGAUCUGUUCCUGGGCGGCAUGGGAAAUGACGGUCACGUAGCCUUCAAUGAGCCCUGCAGCUCUCUGGCAUCACGCACGCGGAUCAAGACAUUGACAUCUGACACCAUUGUCGCGAACGCUCGGUACUUCGACAACGAUGUGAGUAAAGUGCCAAAGAUGUCGCUUACAGUGGGCGUGGGAACUGUAUUUGACGCACGUGAAGUGCUUCUGCUGGUUACAGGGGAGAGCAAAGCCUUGGCUCUGCACAACUGUGUAGAGAAGGGCUCGUCACAUAUGUGGACCGCCUCGGUAUUCCAGCACCACACGAACAGCACGAUUGUCUGUGACGAAGCGGCUACCAUGGAACUGAAGGUAAAGACGGUUAAAUACUUCAAGGACACGCGUAACAUCAUCAACGAGAAUUUCCCAAGUGGUCAAUAAGUGCACAGAUACAGUGCGAGUCUACUGCAGUCUGCACCACACAACAACAUAUGUACAAACGCGUUCGAGAAAGCAUUGAAUGGAGAGUACCAGAUGCUUUGGCGAACCAAGAUACGGAAGUUAAAUUAAGCUUGACACCGAGUUGGGAGUUUUAAAUCGAAUACCAUCAGAUGGCAAUGGAACUACAAACUCGUGGAUACAUACAACACGUUCUUGUAGACUACAUACACAAAGCCGACCUCAAAUAUUAGAAUAUAAAUGUAAAUGCUAUUUCACCGAUGUUCUACAUACAUGUUAAAUACAUUUGUACAUUUUAAUAGGCGUAUAGAAAAAUACGUUCGACUUUUAUCAAGUACAGUUUAAAGUAUUUACACGAAUGAAAAGUCACAUAUGUACGAAUUUUGUACCCAGACGAAUGUAAAUCUAAUCACAAUGGUGCAAAAUAUAUGCGCAUACAAAUGUACAUAACCAUCAGACGAUAUAUAUGUAUACGUAUACAGAUAUACAUACAAACAUCAAUAGAUGAAUAUAUUCACACACAAAAAAAACUGCUUUAAGAAAUUUUUACCCAUACGAAAGCAAACCUAUAUUCACAUUGAAUACAAAAUAAACGCACAGAAAUGUAUAUAAUAAUGAG